Messenger RNA from Grus americana (Whooping crane), 1683 nucleotides. It is a transcript of the gene SLC30A6, whose product is annotated as solute carrier family 30 member 6. The record is from RefSeq and is a predicted model, not a curated record. Bases 427 to 1662 code for a protein of 411 amino acids. Gene Ontology annotation, cellular component: membrane. Gene Ontology annotation, biological process: monoatomic cation transport; transmembrane transport. The transcript has 14 exons. Gene Ontology annotation, molecular function: monoatomic cation transmembrane transporter activity. NCBI's taxonomy places the organism in Eukaryota, Metazoa, Chordata, Aves, Gruiformes, Gruidae.
CUGGGCUGCAGUUUUGGGUGUCGGUCUCAAAGUUUUCAUUCAACACCAAAUCCGUCAGGGAGCUGAAAUUCGCAUCAGGACAAACAGGUUAUAGUGCCCCUGCCCCCGGGUGUCCGGGAAAGCACAGGACUGUUGCUCCUGGUGUGUAUGGCUUGCUUCCCAGAGAGGAAAAGUCAUUCUUCUGGGAACGACCGCUGUAUGCUUGUUCAGCUGGGUGUCUAAACUUUCCCUUUCCUUUAUUUGUGCUCAGCACAAGUAAAUUGGCAUCAGCGUCAAUACCAGGGGACAAUACACUUGUUCCGCAAAUCACAGAGAUCAUUUGUUGGAAAGUUAACGCAUGAAUUUAGGCUGGUUGCAGCAGAUAGGAGGUCCUGGAAGAUCUUGCUGUUCGGUGCUAUAAAUUUAAUAUGUAUUGGCUUCCUGCUAAUGUGGUGCAGCUCUACAAACAGCAUAGCUUUAACUGCUUACACAUAUUUGACAAUCUUUGACCUUUUCAGUUUGAUAACAUGUCUAAUAAGCUACUGGGUAAUGAUGAAGAAACCCAGCCCAGUCUAUUCAUUUGGGUUUGAAAGGUUUGAAGUUCUAGCUGUAUUUGCAUCUACAGUUCUGGCACAGCUUGGUGCUCUUUUUAUACUGAAAGAAAGUGCAGAGCGGUUUCUGGAACAACCAGAGAUACACACGGGGCGACUGCUGGUUGGUACUUUCGUGGCUCUCUUUUUCAACUUAUUUACAAUGCUUUCCAUUAGGAAUAAGCCUUUUGCUUAUGUCUCUGAAGCGGCCAGCACAAGUUGGCUUCAGGAACAUGUUGCAGAUCUUAGUAGAAGUAUUUGUGGAAUCAUCCCAGGAUUGAGUAGCAUCUUUCUGCCACGAAUGAACCCUUUUGUCUUGAUUGAUAUUGCUGGAGCUCUAGCUCUUUGCAUUACUUAUAUGCUCAUUGAAAUCAACAAUUAUUUUGCUGUAGACACAGCCUCUGCUAUAGCAAUUGCUUUGAUGACAUUUGGUACCAUGUAUCCCAUGAGUGUCUACAGUGGGAAAGUACUACUCCAGACAACCCCACCUCAUGUGAUUGGCCAGUUAGAUAAACUUCUUAGAGAGGUUUCAACGUUGGAUGGUGUCUUGGAAGUUAGAAAUGAGCAUUUCUGGACAUUAGGGUUUGGCACUUUGGCUGGAUCAGUGCAUGUCCGAAUUCGGAGAGAUGCAAAUGAACAAAUGGUACUUGCCCAUGUCACUAACAGAUUAUACACAUUGGUCUCUACCUUGACUGUUCAGAUUUUCAAAGAUGACUGGAUCAGACCUACCUUAUCAGCUGUGCCUAUCACAAACAACAUUCUGAACCUUUCGGAUCAUCAUAUUAUUCCAAUGCCAUCUUUGAAAGCUGUUGAUCAUUUGAACCCUGCUACAUCCACUCCAGCUAAGCCCAGCAGCCCACCGCCAGAAUUUUCUUUCAAUACACCAGGCAAAAAUGUGAGUCCAGUCAUCCUUUUAAACACUCAGACAAGGCCCUAUGGAUUGGGCUUUAAUCAUGGAUCUGCACCUUACGGCAGUGUACUCAAUCAAGGAUUUGGAAUACCGGGAACAGGAGCAACUCAAGGAUUCAGAACUGGUUUUACAAAUGUCCCAAGCAGAUAUGGAACAAACACUCGUGGUCAACCCCGACCAUAAUAAACACCGUUAUUUAUUGUA